AUGGUGUGUGGCACCUGCUGGCCCACUGUCAGUGGAGGAAUUCCGGAUGGAUCACCGGCAUUUCCUCAUUACCGCUAUGGUGGAUUGUGGAAAAACCGCAACGCCAACUUGAAAAAACGAGUGGGGAGUGGCAGGACUGCCAAGAAUGAUCACAAGGCAGGCUCAACUAGUAAUAAUGCCGCAGCAGAACUAUCCUUUUUACUCGAACAAGAGGAUACGGAUCGAUCCGAAAACGAACUACAGAUAGAGUGA
This is a messenger RNA of Seminavis robusta, 252 nucleotides long. The record is from the annotation of a GenBank genome assembly. Lineage: Eukaryota; Bacillariophyta; Bacillariophyceae; Naviculales; Naviculaceae.